This is a messenger RNA of Protopterus annectens (West African lungfish), 5015 nucleotides long. It is a transcript of the gene RFLNB, whose product is annotated as refilin B. Gene Ontology annotation, cellular component: actin filament bundle. Bases 501 to 1136 code for a protein of 211 amino acids. Lineage: Eukaryota; Metazoa; Chordata; Ceratodontiformes; Protopteridae. Gene Ontology annotation, biological process: skeletal system morphogenesis; negative regulation of chondrocyte development; negative regulation of bone mineralization involved in bone maturation. The transcript has 4 exons. Gene Ontology annotation, molecular function: filamin binding. The record is from RefSeq and is a predicted model, not a curated record.
GAGGAGCCAGAAGAGCUCCCAAAACACAAGAAACUGUCAGUGCAACUCAGCAUUUGAGCACCUUUCUCAUCUCUGGGGCUACGUGACACAAAGAACAACUUAUUUUGGGGGGGUGGGGAAAGCUUUAGCUUUUCCUGAAGAUGGUCUAUGGAGACUUGUGGCACAUACAUAACUUUCAGGUGCACAUAAAGAACAUCUCUGAAGCCUGAGAAAUUUUUAAAGAUAUUUUUCCAAGAAGAAUCAGUUUGAUAGACGUGAUUCUGAAACAGCUGUGAAAGGAGUUUACAAUAUUAAGUUGGUAUUUCUGCCUCUGUUUCUAGUCUGACAUACUAGAAAGUUGUUUUGCUACAUCUGUUAACUCUCAAGCAAGCCUACAGCUGUUAGGUACAGGUGGAUUUCUACAUAAUGAGACUGCUGGCUGCUUGAUUUCUGUUGAUAGUUAAUUUUUAUGCUUCAUUAUUCCUGAUUCUUUUUCCAAAAGCCUGUGGAAUUCUGAAGGGAUGGUAGGAAGGCUAAACCUGCCAGAUGUGUCUGAACCCCCAGGUAUGAAGAAGAAUGGUGAGAGGUUACUAGACAGCCCAGACUCUGGGCUUCCUCCCAGCCCAAGCCCAAGCAGUUGGCUUCUGUCCCCAGUGAGUACCGAAAGAGGACUUGGCAGCGGACUACCCGUGGCAGAUGGCAAUGAACAACCACCUACUCCUCAGAUCAGUGCCAGUGUUGCACUACCUGGCUGUGUGCCCAAGCUGUAUCCACUGUCCUUCGGAGAGGGAGUAGAAUUUGAACCUAUGCCACCAAAGGAAUUAAGGUAUACGUCUUCAGUAAAAUAUGAUUCAGACAGACACUUCAUAGACAAUAUUUUUCUUCCUGUUGGCUUGGGAUUUGCAUCAUAUAGUCAAACCAUCAUAUGUGUUCCUGACUGUACAUGGCGCAACUACAAGACAGAGCUCACCUUUGUUCCACGGAAUAAACCUCUGCAUUUCCUGAGCACAGUCAUUGUUUACCCUAAGCAUGCCAAAACUGUUUACACAACUACUCUGGAUUAUAACUGUAGGAAGACCACACAGCGCUUUCUAUCCAGUGUGGAACUUGAGGCUGCAGAAUCCAAUGCAAGUGAUUGUCUCCUGGAUGAAUACUGACUGAUACAUCACAUAGCAAAUCAACAAAGUCUAAAAAAGGAGUGUUAGCCCUCAAAACUGAACAGCCCAGUUAUAACCAGAUGUUGAAAUGAGAUAUCCAAUCUGCAUGCAAGCUCUAGCCUUCAUCUUUUCUCAUUCAAAGUGUAAUGCUGUUAAUGCAGAAUGCAGAAACCUGAAAUGGACAAAACAUUUCAAGUCAAGGACAUCUUGACUUUAGCUACAAUUUCUCAUAAGUGAAAUGCAAAGGCUGCAGUUACCUUCUAGAAUGUGUUUACAGCAUAUACCGCUGGGAUUCAGGCAGUGGCAUGUGACAGAUGUAAAACAUAUCAGCAAGAGUGAAAUAUUACAGAGUGGUCUCAAACUGAUAAUCUCCGAGUGCAGUUUAGUACUUGCUAAGAUCCCUUCAGCCAUAACAGAAGGUAAUGAGGUCCAGUCUACAGCAGCAGCUAAAGAGAUAAUGUUUACCUGGUGCAGUUAACUAAUGUCUCCUUUUUCAGUUUGGUUGCUCCAGCUGUAUGUAACUUCCUUAGUGAGGCAUCCAGUUUUGUACUGUUAGCUUACCAGAAAUGGCCUGUUCUGUGUAAAUAUUUGUUAUCUAUUGGGAGUUACAUAUUAAAGUGUUUGCUUAAAAAUGUAUUGCAAGGUUAACAUUUUAGGAUUAUUUUAAAUUGCAGAUGCUUGUUUUUUGCUUUUUUGUCAGUUUGUGAGGGCUAUUGUUUUCUUUUAAUUUAUUGCUUUAUUUUACGUUAACAGUUUAUCUUUCCAGGAACUCACACUGCUUUAUUUAUGUGAAAUGAGGGAUACUAGGCAUUUUAAAUCACCAGUGACAAUCGAGGUGUUAAUAAGUAGGUGGAAGGUAAUUAAAAUAAAAACCCUGGUCUUGCUUAUUGAGGUAACUGAAUGACUGUUUCUUAAAAAUAGUGGUAACUUGUACUGAGUAAAAUUUCUAGAGUCAGCAAGCAGUAGCUACGCUGGAGAAUUGAUAUCCUUAAGACCAUUUUUAUCACUUCUGAAUGAUGAACACCAUAAGCUCACAAAGUAAUAGCUUCAUCAUUCAACCAUAUGAUUUGAUCAGCAGAAAAAAGCCAACAACAAUAGAUAGUUGUGAGCAAGUCCCACUAUACUAAUAUGGGUCUGUUAAUAGGGGUACUGACAAAAUACUCCUUUUAGAUCCAUGUGUUGUAACACGGAGCUUUUAGUUGAGGCAGGUGUACUAAUGGAGGGAUAACUGUCAGUUUACUGACAUGGGGUUUUAGCACACACAGGUAUAACAACAAUGGGCUGACAUGGGCUGCAGGUGCACUAAUGGGCGUGUCAGUAGCAGCAAUAGGAGAAAGCUACCUGUGGAUACAAUGCAAAUGCUUUAACGGAGAACUCUCAGCAGGUACAGGUAUACAGAUAGAAGUUGGUUAGUCAGUGCAGGUGUAGUAAUAGAGAGCUAGUGACUGAAACAACAUGUACUACCAAAGGACUUUCAGCAGGUAAAGAUGCAGUGGCACAGGGAUGAUAGCAGGUGCAAGUGUCCUGAUGGAAAACUAAGAGCAGAAGCAGGUAUACAGAUGGUAGCCAGUCAGUGAGUGCAGGUGAACUGAUAGAGGAAUGGUAGCAGAAACAGAUGUGCAAAUGGCCAUAAGUCAAACAAUAUAGUUAUACUGAUGGAAAGCUAACAGCAUUAAUAGAUAUACAAGUGGAGACCAGUCUGUGAGUGCAGGUGGACUGAUAGAGGACUGGGAACAGUAACAGAUGUACAAAUGGCUGUAAGUCAAGGGGUACAGGUGUACUGAUGGAAAGCUAAUGGCAUUAAUAGGUAUACAGGUGGAGGCCAGUCUGUGAGUGCAGGUGUACUGAUAGAGGACUGGGAACAGAAACAGAUGUACAAAUGGCUGUAAGUCAAAGGGUAUAGGUGUACGAUGGAGAGCUAACAGCAUUAACAGAUAUACAGGUGGAGGUUAGUCAGUGAGUGCAGGUGUACUGAUAGAGGACUGAGAUGUGCAAGUGGAAGGGUACAGGUGUACUGAUGGGAAACUAAUGGCAUUAAUAAGUAUACAGGUGGAGGCUAGUCAAGAAGUGUAGGUGUACUGAUGGAGGACAGGCAUCAUAAAGAGAUGUUCAGAUGUAUGCAGGUCUGAGGGUACAGGACAAGUGCAUUGAUGGAAAGCUAACAGAAGGAGAAACAGGUAUACAGGUGGAGGCCAGCCAUUGAGUGUAGGUACUGAUGAAUGGCUGGCAGCAGAAGCAGAUUUAGAAAUGGAGGCCAGUCAGUGAAUGUAGGUAUACUGACAGAGGACUGGAAACAGAAACAGAUGUACAAAUGGAUGUAAGUCAAAAGGACAGGUGUAGUAAUGAAAAGCUAACAUCAGAAGUAGUAGAACUACAGCAGAACUUUCAACAUAUGCAGAUGUAAUGACAGAUGUCUGGCAGCAGGUGCAGUUGUACCACUGGAAGUCUGUCUGUGUAGGGAGGUGCACUAAUAGAGGGCUGUUAGAAAGUGCAGUUGCAGUAAUGAAAAGCUGUCAGGUGAUACAAGUAUUCAUACUGAGGGCUUACAGGCAGCACAGGUCUGCUGAUAAUGGUUAAUAUUGGAUAUAGGUAAAGUAGGUAUGUCAGCAAAUGCAAUGCAUUAAUGCAAGACUGCAAGGGUGUAUAUUACAUGAUCAAAAGAGUCAGUUCAUCGAAUGGCAUUUUACAGCGAAAAUGUCGUUCAGUGAACUGUUAUAGUGAGACCGUGGUACAGUGAAGAUUGGAAUAUUUUCACUUUCCUUACUGUAGUGCGAUCUUGCAGUUGGUAUAUAUAAUUAGCGGGGGUGUGGGUGGCACAGCCCCCCACAGUAGUGAGUUUGAGGUCCAGCAUUGUCGGCCUUUAUGCCAUUCGAUAUUUAGACUAUUCGGUGUUCUAAUACAGACCCGGACUGCAAAUGUCACAAGACUGCCUGCAAAUGAUGGUGUAUAUACAUAGCAUUGUUAUUAGAUGCAAGGAUGUAGGCAAAAGCUAAUGGUGAGUGCAGGAGUGCAGUCUCAGUAUUGGCAGCUAAUAUAUUAAUGAAGAGUUCUAGAGUCUACAGGUGUUCUAACUAGGUCAUGCUAUUAUAUGGAGAAACACUCCAGUUAUAAACAUAUGUAGUAAUAGUGACUCAGCUGACAGCAGAUGCUAAAAUGGGACUAUCAGCAGGUAUAGCAGACUUUAUGUCAGGCUCUUAGCAGCUGUACAUGUGUACAUGCUAAACUAACUGUGGGCAUGCUACAAGAAAUGUCUUCUAAAAAUGCAGUGGUGAAAUUUCCCACUCGCUAUCCAGGUAUGCAAAAGAGUGAAACCAAACUGCUGAUCCGGGGCCGGAAAUGAUAGUACUCAGUGGUCUACUCACAAGGAAGUCACAGGUAGGGCUAAACCCAAGAUCAAGGGAACUAGGAAGGAAAUGGAAUAGCAAAAAAUGUUUUAUUUGGACUUUAUCUUUGUGGUUGAUGUAGACAGCUACAUGGAAAGAUGUUGGUUUGAGGGAACAAGCUACUAGGUAAGUAGGGCCUGAAGUUUAUGCAGUAAGUAAUCUAAUCUUAAAUGUGUCUGUCAUUUCUCUAUUCACAGAGAAGCACCAUCAGAUGGCCAAAUGACAGCUCCUCUCCUUCCCAUUGAAGAAUAGGUGCUGACAUGGCAUAGUCAAUGGGGGUAUUCUACGGAGAAGGGAAAGAAAUGGUUAGAGGAAUGGUAAAAAUGAACAUGCUAAUGGUCCUCAUAUGAAAGUAGUCACAAGCACAGUACCCUGCGCAGUACAGGAAGGAAGGUGUACAGGGAAUUAUUGAUUAUAAUACACGGUCAGCAUUAUUUGAAAAGUUUUCUUUAUUUAUUAUUCAAAAAGCACUGUCUUUUUUUUUUUUUUAGAAGGA